This is a messenger RNA of Eimeria maxima, 294 nucleotides long. RefSeq lists its product as hypothetical. The transcript is spliced from 5 exons. Lineage: Eukaryota; Apicomplexa; Conoidasida; Eucoccidiorida; Eimeriidae. The record is from RefSeq and is a predicted model, not a curated record. Bases 1 to 294 code for a protein of 97 amino acids.
AUGCUCAUGAAGGCAAAAGUUAUUAAUCUUAGAAGAGUACCACCAGAAUUACAAGCAACAGCACGUUUAUCAGGUGAUACGGCAUACUGGAAUGAAGUCUUCGAACCGAUUGUCCAAGACCCCCAAUUGUUGCAACGUUUACAGACGACAGUAAUAUGUUGGGCAUCUCAAGAUUUAUCGCGAUUUGAUGGUCAACACAUUUCUUCUUUUCUUGCUGAUUCUUCUUCCUUAUUAAAGGGUUUAGACCGCCACGAAUAUCUUAAUUAUGCAUUAUAUCUUAAUAAUAUACACUGA